GCCGCUCUUAUGCCAACUUCGACAGAUUUUAUAUCUAAAUCUAAAAGAGAAAAAUGCUGGGAAACACGUGAUGCAUUUUGGGAAUGUGUUAUUGAUGUAAUUUCAAAAAAUUCAGAACCUGAUGACAAGUUGAUAAGAAAACAAUGUAGCAAACAAAGAAAACUUUACGAAGAAAUGUGUCCACGAGUAUGGGUCGAUUUUUUCGAUAAGAAGAAAGAUUUUGAACUUUUCAAGGCUAAGAAAUUUGAGAUGGAGUUGUUACAUAGCGCGAGUUCACAGAGUUAGUGGUUGCACUCAGUAUUUUGAAGAUUUUAUCACUAAACAACACCAAUUGCAAUACCAUUGAGAAAUGAGGAAUGCCGUCCAAUCCAAAUAUAAAGCGACGGAAAUUCUUACUCACUUCAUUCGAUGGUAUCCAAUUAAAACUUUUGGUUUGAAGCAAGUCGGACAACACUCAUCUAAUGACUCUAAAUAUGAUGAUUAACGUAUUCAUAUCUCCCACCUUGUGUUAUACGACCAUUACUAAAUAUUAUCAGUGUACAGCUCUCUCAUUCUCUACUGAGUUAAUAUCAACGGUUAUGGUUUCUCACUGCAACUUAGGAAAAUAAUGGAUCAGAACGAACUAAUCAAGCUUUGUCACUGAACUCAACACCACGUAUUACACUAUUUGUGCAGUCUCAGUUACCCAAAGUCCCUCCCAACUGUACUUACAAAUCCGCAUAUAUGUUAGGAAGCGAGAUCAAUCGAUUCCUCUUAGAAUGUCUUGCAUAUCUGCAGACCAGGCUCCAGGUAGUCUGUAAGUGUGAUUGUACACCACACAAAGAUAUUAUUACUUUGUAUCCACUAUUUUUAGUAGACUGGAAUCCAGAAACCUUCUGCAUAUAAAGUGGAACAGUCGUCAACACAAUAUUGCUUAAUUAUAAUAAUCAGCAUUUUGAAAAUAUAUUGAUUUCACUGAACCUUUUUUAUGAUUCUUUUCCUCUACAUAUGAGUAAAACCUUUGCUAGUAUUAGGAAAACUGUUAGAAGCAUAUAUGAUAUGUUGUACAAUCUUCCAAAACAAUUAUAAAUGUAAAGCACGUUGAUUAUAUAAAUUGCUUAC
This is a messenger RNA of Schistosoma spindalis, 1101 nucleotides long. The record is from the annotation of a GenBank genome assembly. NCBI's taxonomy places the organism in Eukaryota, Metazoa, Platyhelminthes, Trematoda, Strigeidida, Schistosomatidae.